GAAAAUGAACGUAUUUUGAAAGUCCAACCCGGAAGCCGUGUGUGGCUGUGUGGAGGCUGACCCGUCACAGUGUGUCUGGUCCAGCUUGUCAACAACACUGCAACCUGAGACGAGGGCAGCAGCUCAGUAAACCAGCUAAGUUAGCCGCACUGCUAGCCUUCCAUAUUAACCAACUAUCCAGCGAGUCGCCGUCCCUCUGCUCACUUCAGAAACACGCGAAGUUGCCUCGACGCCGGAAGAAGAUGAAGUGACUUUCCUGUUCGGUGCUGUUGAAGACGAUGGCUGCUCAGGUAGAGGUUCAGCCCAGCGAGGUGGGGAGGACAGUGGCAGGAGGACGACUUCAUCUGAAUCCUCUGACUGACUCCAGUAAUAAGAGCCUCAUCGAGAUCCCCUCCAUCAACCAGUCCCACAUCAUCACCGCAGAACCAAACAAACCUGUCCCAGGACCCAAGCCACGACUCUCUCCUAAGCCUUUUACAAUGGAUAGCAACCCCAGCAUUAAGCCCAUACUUGCCCCAAAGCCUCAAACCAGGCCCCGACCAGAGUCCACUCGUCUUCCUGGAUACAAACCAGAGCCUCCAUGCAACCCAAAACCACAGCAACCAGCUGCCCCAGUUAAACUCAGGACAGUGUCAACUAAUCCCAACCGUCCUGCCUCUACCUCCUUUAAAACGACUAAUAAGGUGAACACUGGACAAACGACCAAGCCAGUAGUCCAGCCAUUUAAACCAGCACCACCUUUUGACCCUGGAGACCCUACUAAACCUACUCUUCCUGUGCCAGCAGAGAGGGGGAAGCCUGUUGCAUCAAGCUUAGGGUAUUCCAAGAGCCUUAAACAACACCCAGCUGCAGAGUGGUCUGGAACCACUAAUACAGAAUAUGAGAAGGACAAGACAACAUCCAGCAAAGGUGGGGCCUCCAUUACUAGAGCUAAGUCCAUGGGUUUCCUUGCUCAGGUAGGGCAGGAGCAAGAAGAAAAGGACAAAGAUAAACCUGAGAUAGCUGUAACACUGAGACCCCAUCCCAGAGGCUCCAGGCCAAGACCUGUGUCAGCAAUUUUCCUUGAUAGUCCAACCAAGACAGAGGCCCCAGAUCCGGUCCCUCGCUGGGUUGGGAGACGGCCGCUUUCAGCUGAUCUCACAUCCAAGUUUGAAUCCAUCGGUCUUUCUCUUCACCGUAAAGGUCCUAAAGCAAACACUAAGGAGAACACUCCAGAGGAGACGGCACUGCCACUGAAGAGGCAGCAAGAGAAAACCCCAAAGAGUAACACACCACAAAGUACUGAUGACGUAGCCAAGCCUGUCAUCUCAGACCAAAGCAACAAAAGGGCAGAAGAAAUGUCUGUCAAAGAGACUGAUGAGACUAAGCGUAGGGUUAGCAUCAAGUCACGAAUCAGUCUCCUCUUAGACUCAUCCUCCACUCCGGGAACUGGAGCCACUGGACAAGGCUCAGAUCUUCACUCUCCAGUGCAGCAAGUCCCUGAAAAUGAACCGCCAGUAGGCGUUAAAAAGCUCAUCAAGCAGCUGACAGAGGAUACGCCACCAACUCAGAGUCCUGUUCCCAAACCAGCGCUGAAGCCCCGCCCCUUGCCCCUCGACCUGACUAAAAGGUUUUCAUCCGAGAGGUCACCCGACCUUGGCAGUGUUCCCCUCAGUGAGGCAACAGACCACCAUGAGAUCAUCAGAGAUCCUCAGAGGAGGAAUGAAGAGUUCACUCCAGAGCCCAGCGACCACAUGACUUUUGUAGAUUUUAAAGAUUCUCAAGAGCAACUCACAAAAGUCUUCAUGCAUGAAUGGCCUGAGGCAGGACAGAUGCUUGAUGCUUCUUCCAAGGACAGUGGUCCCAGCAGUGAAGUGCAGACAGUGCGGGCAUCCUUGUUUGAAAAUGUUGUGGAGAGGCACAGUGUGCUGAUGGUGGAUGAGAGCGAGCCUGCACACAAGCCCAAAGAUUCACUCAGCAGCUUGUCAUUAAAGAGAGGAAAUGGUGAGGAAGAGGGAACUCUGGUCACUGCCACCUAUAAAGAACCUGUGUCUCCAUCGAGUCCUCUGCAGGUGCUACAUGCCUUUGACACGGUGCAGGCUAUUGAAGAGAACAGGGCAGUGAGUGAGUUUGUCCCGUCAGCUCAGUGGGAAGAUAAGGCCAUGACGCUACGCUCCAGGCGCUCUGAAGGAAGCCAUCCGGCAGCAGAGAGAACUGGCACAGCACAAGCAGAACCAACUUUGUCAGUGACACCAGAUCAGCAGCCACGAUUUCUGAGAGUAGGAGCUUUGCCAAAGUGGACUUCUACGGGCCACGAGCAAGACGCAGGCAUGGAGAGAGAGAUGCUAAAGGAAUCACAAAGGGAAGGAGAGAUGGCUGUGGAUAAAGAGAGGCGCAGAGAUGCCGAGCAGGAGGAAGUGGCUGCAGCACCUAAACGUUUGAAAACCCUGCAGGCAGAAGAACAGCAGAAACCCAGGGUGACCUACUUUGCUUUGACUGGACAAAUGCAGGAGCCAGUUUCUCCUGUAGAUCCAGGAGCAAAUAUGGGGGACAUGGCUAUGCCAUUUGAUGAUUUCUCUGUGAGGUCUGCAUUUGGCGGCUCUCAAGGGAAGAUUCUUCCCGUUAGGAGGAAUCCAUCAUUAGAGGAAGCUUUUGGAAAAACCUCUCAAGAUCAAGUUGAGGAGCUGAUGAGGAGCCACAUGCCACACAGGGAGAUUAGACCAGCACUGGACGGACAGGACACAGAGGAAAUGAUGGUUGGAAAGAAAAAGGGUACAGAAAAAAACAAAGGUAAAAUUAAAGAACUUGAAAGGGAAACACAGAGACAGCUUGAACUAGAAAAUCAAGCACAUUUAGAAUUUGCACGAAUGAAGGAGAGAGAGCUGCAAAGAGAAUUUGAAAGGCAAAGACAGAAAGCCUUCGAGAAGGAGAAACAAGAGUUUGAAAAGAAGCAACGAGCACUGGAAAGGGAGAAGCAGAUAGAACUCGAAAAACAGCAACUGCAAGAAUUGGAAAGAGAGAGACAAAGAGAACUGGAAAGAGAGAGGCAACGGCAACUUGAGAAAGAAAAACGUCGAGAAUUGGAAAUGGAGCGGGAGAUUGAAAGAGAGAAACAGCGAGAACAGGAAAAGGAGAGACAGCGUGAGCAGGAGAGGCAAAGACAAAGGGAGGAAGAGAGGCAGAGAGAGCUGGACAAGGAGAGACAGCUGCUGGAAAUCCAAAAGGAGAAACAGAAAAUGGAGGAGCUGGCGAGACAGCAGCUCUUAGAGUUUCAAAAACAGAAGCAGAAAGAAAAGGAGAGGCAGCAGCUUAUAGAACUCGAGAAGCAGAGACUCCGAGAGAAGAGGGAGAGAGAAGAGGCAGAGAAAAUAAAGCAGAUGGCACUUGAGCAGGAAAUGUUGAGACUGAGAGAGCUUGAUAAAGAAAGGGAAAGACAAAGAGAGCUUGAGAAGGAGCGUCAGAGAGAGAUGGAUAGGCAGAGGGAAAAGCAGAGAGAGCUGGAGAGACAGAGACAACUAGACAUUGAGAGGCAGGAAUUAGAAAACCAGAGGUCCAGACAACGAGAGCUGGAGAGGGAAAGGCAGAGGAAGGAGGAGUUGGAGAGACUUAUGGAGAUGGAGAGAAGAAGACUCUUGGAGUUUGAAAAGCAAAAACAGGUAGAGCGGGACAGACAACAGAUUUUGGAGUUGGAAAAAUGCAGACUGAGGGAGAAGAUGGAGAGAGAGGAGGCAGAUAAAAUGAGACAGAUAGCCAAACAGCAAGAAGCAGAGAGGCAGCGACUAAAAGAGAAGCAGAAGAAAGAGGAGCAGGAGCGUGUGAGGUUGUCACCCCUCAGACCCAAAGUGUUGGAUCUGGACUCCGUGCAACGAAAUGAACAGUUUCCCAAACCUGCUUCUCAGCGCAGUGACCCUGCAACACGGUGGAAAGAGCCGUCUCCAAGAGUUGAAGAGUCUUACAAACCUGCCAUCCUCGAUAUCGACACUUUCACAUCCCAAACCCAGCCCUCCCCCAGUAAAGACCUGUUUCCUGUACCUGCUCCUCAGGGAGUGGACACUGGCUUUGGCUGGAGGUUACAGCCCACACCUGAGAGAGAUGUUAGCUGGAAAGUGCCACAUCAGGCUUCAGUAGGUUUCUCCAGCCCAGUAUGGACAGCGUCUCCUCAGGAUCCAUGGGAGCUGCGGCCCGUCGAGAUGUCUGUGGACAAGCCUGUGGCCGAACCCAAAAAACAUUCCAACAUACUCAGCCCAGAGAAACUCCUCCUCAGGCAGGAGGAACGGCUCCUGGCUCCUCAGAGGCACUGGUCUGCCCUGGUGGACAAGCCACAGUACUUGAGCCCUGUUCCUGGGACAGACGCCAAAAUUGGAAGCUCUGUUGAUGGAGUCAAUGACAGCAGCGCCCCCCCAAGUCAGAUAUGGUUCCUCAGUGAGCCACAGACUCAAGAUAGCAAGGGGGAAAUGUGGAGCCAGAGGAGGUCACAGGGAUCCCAGCAGUUGAGCAGGAUGCGGUCUCGCAGUGUGUCACGGCGAUCUGCUCCUUCAAGCAGCACUGUAGAGGGAAGCCUUUCCAGGAUGAGGAGCCGCAGCGCACACAGAGAGCGGGACCGCCACAGCUGGGUGCAGCAGAAGCAAAGUGUCAGCGGCGAAGAGGAGGGGAACGACCAGGAAACUCCGGUGCAUGAGACUGACAGUCAGUAUGGGACCUGGGACACAGGACUUCGCACUGAUGACAGCCUCACUCCUGCCACUCCCAGCUCAGAGAGCAACCUCAGCCCAUCACCGAGGAAGCCCACUCCCCCACACAUGCUGGGUGAUUCUGCCUCACCGUUUGAAAUUGAUACUCUGGACGGCUUCCUUGCCCAAUCGUCAUCUGACAACCAGCCACUCUCUUUCCCUGAUGCUCCAACCACUCUGUUAGACACCAGCGUCCUCCGCUCCAGAGCCCAGCUGGGGAAGAAACGAGCACCACGGACACGGCCCAGCAGGGCCGCCCGUCAGACUCCUGCACAGGCAGAGAGAGAAACCGCAGAGGACUGGCUUUACAGAGACUCCACAGAGGCAAGAGUUCAGAGUAAGGAGGAUGACUCAAACUCUGAGGAGCAGACCAGAGGAGUUGACCUCCACCCUGCUGCAGCCUCUCAGCCACAAAGGGUCGCCCUGUUCCCUGGGAUGGACCCCUCAGCUUUAAAGGCCCAGCUGAAGAAGAGGAGUGAGUCUGACAUUCAAACUGAAGCACCUGCUCCCUCUCCCUCCCAGCUGUCUCGCUCCCCUAAGUCUCCCUUCCUUCCACGGGCAGCGCGUCUACUGCCCCCACCUGGUGGGAAAGAAAAUGGUGAGGACUCCCCCCAGUGGUUGAAAGAGCUGAAGUCCAAGAAGCGCUUGAGUCAAUAUGAAAAUGAGAGCUAAGUAAAUAAUGAGGUUGCCUUAACAGAUGAGUCUGUAUGAAACAGAAGCCUUAACGUUUGACCCAGAGAGCAGGAGAGAUGGGAAUCUACAGCUGCUGAUGUGUUUUUUUUUUCCUUUGUUUUUUUCGGGGGUUCUCUCCCCGUCUGGGUCGAUAAUUGUGCAUGGUGCCUUUUUUAUAGAGUCUCUGACUUAUUGAAAAAGAAAAGAACGAGCAAGGAGGAAAAAGAACAUCAGGCUGCUCUGCUUUAUCCAUUUCAUGCUUGAACCUUGUGGAGCUCUCCUGCACCAGGGGGGACUUCACAUGAACACUUUAAAUAGGGACCAGGAGCAGCAAUGAUGAGGAGCAUGAGGAGAUAGAAAAAGCAAAUUAUUUUGGGACCAUGUCGCCUCUUAUGCUGGAUGUGCUUCAUCACAUGCUGGAGGACAAUCCAGCCUAUCCUCUGCGAGAUGUUUGUAUUUAGUUUCACCGAUAUGUAUGAGCCGACUACGUCUGCCGCGUCAUUUUGUGAUGGUGGGAGUCGUACAAGCGUUGCCAUAUGAUUACAUUUCAGACGCAGAUGAUGUUUUUGAACAUAGAGAACAAAUCACCUCUGACUUGAUUGUUUUCGGGAUUGUAUAUAAUGGUAGCGUAAGUGUAAUCAGGAGAUGUUAUAUUUGUAUUAUCGUUGAUUUAACAAAAAGACAGAGAGUUAGUUUUGAAAACAUUAAGAUGCAUCACUACAGCAGAGGCUCUACCUUGAUGAAC
This is a messenger RNA of Paralichthys olivaceus (Japanese flounder), 6126 nucleotides long. RefSeq lists its product as uncharacterized. The record is from RefSeq and is a predicted model, not a curated record. NCBI's taxonomy places the organism in Eukaryota, Metazoa, Chordata, Actinopteri, Pleuronectiformes, Paralichthyidae.